Alternaria rosae is the source of this 1691-nucleotide messenger RNA. RefSeq lists its product as uncharacterized. The record is from RefSeq and is a predicted model, not a curated record. The transcript is spliced from 4 exons. Lineage: Eukaryota; Fungi; Ascomycota; Dothideomycetes; Pleosporales; Pleosporaceae. The coding region runs from base 317 to 1492 and encodes 391 amino acids.
AGUUUGAGAUCUCUGCAAACAUACUUCUAGGUUGUUCUAGACCCACGCCGUACAUCCCGACGUCUGAAUGUGGCGUGUCAGACCAGUCACAGGUCACAGCAUUCGCCACGAUUUUCCUUGCACAAGCCUGUAGCUUCCCGAGAUAUCCGGUUCACCUACUCGUUAUCCUACACUGGGCCUUGCAUCACAGUGGUCUAGACCUCCGACGCACCUGUUCCAUCAGCCACCAAGCAGCCACAACCAUUCCACUUUUGUUCACCUAUGGUAGCUCACUGCGUAUCUCCAAGACUUCCGCUCCGCUACUCUGAUCGCCACCAUGACGGAGCCUGUCGAUGUCAACGAUUCUGUUCAGCCCACGCCAGUACAAACCCAAAACGAUCUUAGCCAGAACGUUGGUACAGACACUAUACCUGGCCAAACCACUAGAUCUCCUACGUCAGGAACAGCACGCAAAUAUCUGACCUUGGAACCUCUGAAGAAACUCGAUCUGCCUCAUCACCCGUCAUAUGAUAAUGCUAAUUCAGAUCAUCGUGUCAGCUUAGCCAAGUUCCUCGAAAGUGUUUUCAAAGAAGUGCAAGGAAUUGACUUCGACGAAGGGUUCGAAAAGCGCGGGACUUGGAGCCCCGAAACUGGACAUGUGAUGAUGCCGCCACUGAAUGCUACAGGGAGCAGCGACAUGGUUCCAGUUCCAAUCUCGGUUGAGAAACGCAUCAAAGACGUGAACCAAGCCAGUUGGAUGGUUAGAACUUCUACCCACAGCGACAGUCAUGUCAAGUUCUCUGAGUUGGGUGAUCUUUUGGCAAGAGAUCACAGCCGGAAUGAAGCUGCAUAUACUCCGAGCGUUUUCGACGCUGUCGAGCUGUUGAGAUGGGAUCCUGAAGAAGCGUUGAGAGCCGUGCAUCACCAAGAGGAGAUCCAUAGCGUGGAAAUGUUCAUAUCGCAAAUGUUCCAUAUGAUGCCCAAAGUUGCCGGACUGAGUUUACUACAAGAUCGCGUAUUUCAUGCGUUAAUAAUCACGAUGAACACGUACAAAACAGGGAGUCUCUCCGAGCUCGCUUUGUCUUUGACAGUCCAGCUUCCGAUCGAUUAUGCAUCCUUUGAAGAUGUUAAGGUCAUGCAAGAGAGGAGUCGAAUGAAGACGAAAGGAUCUUCGCAAAUCUAUCAAUUCCCGUCGAGCGCCGGGUCUGGAUCAACACCUGACGCGAACCAGAAGCAGCGUCAGGGGAAGAAGCUGACAGAAGGUACCUACGUCUCGUUGGAGAGGCUCAUUAGCGCAUCGGCAGUACCCAUCGAUGGAGACGUUGCACAACAAGCAGAGUCUUCUGAUAGCAACCGCCAUCGUUGGGAUAUGAUGACGUUGAGUACGGCGGGGGGCAUGACAAAAAAGGCACCAAAGGGUAUCCAGCAGAAGGAAACAUUGGAGGCGAUCGCGAUGGACGUGGAGUAUGUUCUGUCGUAUAUCGCGGAUCAAAGACGGAAGGGCAGGACUUGAAUGGUGAUGGCUGUGAAGGAAUCAUGUCACAUGAGGUAAAGCGAAGCGGGGAUGAAGCGCGGCGUGCAGAUCAUCGCGUGGCUGUGACACCAUUCCACUUUCUGCACACUUGGACUCCAGCUUUCAGCCUUAUGCCGGGGAAACGAGGCCCAGUUUGAUGUAUCUUAGUAUCGCCUACUUGUACUUAUUCCCUACAUCA